Messenger RNA from Papaver somniferum (opium poppy), 1233 nucleotides. RefSeq names its product 3-oxoacyl-[acyl-carrier-protein] reductase FabG-like. The transcript is spliced from 4 exons. NCBI's taxonomy places the organism in Eukaryota, Viridiplantae, Streptophyta, Magnoliopsida, Ranunculales, Papaveraceae. Bases 326 to 1132 code for a protein of 268 amino acids. The record is from RefSeq and is a predicted model, not a curated record.
AAGCUUUAUGAGUCCCCACACGCCAUGACUGACAUCAUUUACUGUAACUCUUCUUCUACACACAUUCUCUGUUCCUUCUUCUCUCACUAGAAUCCCGUUACACAUUUUUCCUUCCUUCUCUCCUUCGAUUCUCUUCGGAUUAACACUAUAACGACAAACAAAAUUUCUUAUUUUUAUUUCGUUCAUGUGAAUAUUCUCAGUUUCCACUUCCAUUUCCUUACAAUUUACAGAUUCUCGUCUAGUACUAGAAUAAAUAUUGUAACAACAAUUUCUCAUCUCCCAAUUCACUAACCCAUUCAUUCAUUCUUUCGUUCAUUAAUUUUUAAUGGAGAAUCAAGGAAAGAAAGUCUUGUUAACCACAAACGGGGAUGAGAUUUCUGAAAACAUAGCUCUUCAUUUGGUGAAACGUGGUUGCAGGUUAGUUUUGAUGGGGAAUGAAAAGUGUGUACAAACUAUGGUAGAGAAGAUCAAUGGAUCAUUGAAGGAGGGUAUGCAGACUCAGAUUGGUGUGGUUGGUUUAGAUAUGGAACAAGGUAAAGAAGAGGAUUUUGAAAAUGGUGUGGAAAAAGCUUGUAAGAUUUGGGGGAAUUUGGAUGCUCUUGUGAAUUGUUAUAGCUAUGAAGGGAAGAUACAAGAUUGUCUAAGCUUAGCUGAAAUUGAGUUCAUGAAGAUCGUGAAAAUUAAUUUCAUGGCAGCUUGGUUUCUCUUAAAAGCUGUUGGUAGAAGGAUGCGUGAUGCUAAAUCAGGAGGAUCCGUCAUCUUUUUGACCUCAUUCAUGGGCUCGGAGAGAGGGCUCUAUCCAGGUUCUGCUGCAUAUGGAUCGUGUUUGGCUGGAAUUCAGCAGUUAGUCAGGACUUCUGCUAUAGAUAUCGGGAAACAUCGGAUCAGGGUAAACGCAAUUGCACGAGGACUGCACUUACAAGAUGUGUACAUAUUAUCUGUGGGAAAGGAAAAGGCAGAGAAGUCAGUGAACGAGGUUGCACCACUGCACAGAUGGCUCGACGUGAAGAAUGACAUCGCAUCCACAGUCAUAUAUUUGGUAAGCGAUGAUGCUCGUUACAUGACUGGAACCACUAUAUACGUUGACGGUGCUCAGUCUCUUGUAAGGCCUCGUAUGCGAUCCUAUAUGUGAAUAAUAUGAUAAUAGGUUAUACUACUUUUUGAUGGCUUUUCAGUCUGUAGUCUAAUUCUCUGUAACAAAGUGAAGUGUCAGUAACAGAAAGUUAGCUUCUC